CAGUAGGGACACAAGUAAAUGGCCCGGAUUUGGAACCUGCAUUCUGCCUAAGGAUGAAAAAUUCUACAAGGCUGAACCCCAGUCAGGGGUGGAAGCUCUCUGAGCUUCUAAAUGAAUUACAACGAAUCCAUCGAGAUGAUGUGAAACUUUAUACCUCAGGACACCUGAACCCCAAUAAACUCUUUACUCCCAGUAAGCCCACUUGCUUCUGGUCUGGUUCCGUUGGGCCAAUCAGCAAAAGGAUAGUGCCAAAAGAUUAUUUUGAUGAGAGAUCAGGAAAGAUGGAAGAUGCUUUGUCUGAAUUUGCCAUCAAUACUGCUCUGGUCUCAGAUACUUCUGAUGGUUCUGCAUUCUUGAAAGCUUUAGACACUCGGCCACAAGGUGGUUUACUUCCCAGCCUUCCAAUCUCUGAUAUAGCUCUUGAACAAAAACUAAAAGAAGAGAGAAAAAAACUACAAGAUGAAAUGUUUAAAAAAGAUCUCAAAUUGCCAGAGCUCCGACUGCUGAAGUAUAAGCCAGCCAAAAAUAGUCGCCAGUGUCUGUCUUCUGCUACUGGAGAUGAAUACCAAUUUAUUAGCUCCUAUUUGUCUGGCGUGACUAAAAAGGAUAAGUUUCUCAAGUUUUUGCAAUUUGAAAAGGAUGUGGUUGCAAAGCAAGAUCUCGUGGAAAGUGAUUUCACCGGGGGUAAGGUGGCCACAAGCCAUGAAAAGAAGUUGGAACAGGAACUCCAGAAAAUGAACAAUAGUGUUCCUCCCCAAUUUAACAGACUGCAGGUGUUUGGGGACAUCUUUGAGGACAUUUGUAAUAGUUCUCUUAUCUUUGGUGAUCUCUUGAAGGAAGUGAAGAAUGAAUAUGAACUCUACAUGGCAAUUCUUCUGGAUUCCCAGGCAUCCACACAAUACAAGACUUUGAUGGCUCAAGUAAAGGGAAUAGAAAAGAGAACUGUGAUGACUUCAGACAUAGAAGAAGCCAGAAAUGAAGUCAAGAGGCUUAUAAAGGUAGCCAAAGAAGCUUUAGAGAAAAAUGAAGAACUCCGCAGUGAAUUGGAAAUAGAAGAACUGAUUAGCAAGAGUCCUAGUAUUAAAUCAGAGUCAUCUGAAAGUGAAGUGAUUGAAGAAAAGUUACUUAGUGUGACUGAAAAGAUUGAAGAAAAGAGAUGUCAAAUUCUUAGUAAAUGGGAUGAAAUUUAUGCUCUUGAAAAAACCAUCAAGACCAACUUGACUCAUGCUGGAAUUGUAAGCAUCGCUGAGAGUGGCAUUAAAAGCAUUGAGACUGAAGCUAUUAAGUUGGAGACAGUUAAUGGAAUUUUAAAGAAAAAAAUAAUGGACUCUGAAUUAAAAAUCAAGGAAAACCUUGACAGGUAUAAAGUAAGCCGGGAAGAACAGCAGAAUUUUUGGGAUUUCCUUGAUGCUCUUAUAAGAUCUGAAGAAGUGGAAGAAUACUACUGACUACCUGGGAAAAUGGCAUGUGAACAUCAAGAAUGAUCUCAUGAACAAACCCAUGACAUUUUGAAACAUACAAAUUAAAUCAGUUUGGUCCCAUUUUUUGUUUAUCUUAGAAUCAAGUUCAGUAUUAUUUUCCAACUCAAAACAGGAAUACACACAUGUAUAUACAUAUAUAUGUAUAUACAUAUAUAUGUCGAGCAAACAUUUUUGUGAAUUUUUUCUGCUUAUCUUUUCUAUGCUUUUCUGCUAUCUGUAUAUAUUUGUAAUGCUGUAUCUAUAGAAUCUUUGGAGAGACAAUUAUUUCGUUUAAUAACUUUCCUUUGGGAAAAUACUUGGCAUAGUUUUCAUAAGUAGGAAAAUUAG
This is a messenger RNA of Dromiciops gliroides (monito del monte), 1808 nucleotides long. It is a transcript of the gene C4H6orf118, whose product is annotated as chromosome 4 C6orf118 homolog. NCBI's taxonomy places the organism in Eukaryota, Metazoa, Chordata, Mammalia, Microbiotheria, Microbiotheriidae. Bases 54 to 1448 code for a protein of 464 amino acids. The transcript is spliced from 10 exons. The record is from RefSeq and is a predicted model, not a curated record.